Messenger RNA from Pseudovirgaria hyperparasitica, 1139 nucleotides. RefSeq lists its product as uncharacterized. The record is from RefSeq and is a predicted model, not a curated record. NCBI's taxonomy places the organism in Eukaryota, Fungi, Ascomycota, Dothideomycetes, Acrospermales, Acrospermaceae. Bases 424 to 1020 code for a protein of 198 amino acids. The transcript is spliced from 2 exons.
GCGCAUCUACCUAGCGAUGCGGUCACUGGGAACGCAUGCGGGUGACGUGUUAGUCAGUCCGUUCGUGGUGCGUAAUACGGCCUGGGGGCCUUGCGGAUCAAGAGACGGAGCGAUGUGUCGGUCGCAUGGGUUCAGAAGUACGGAUAGUUGAUUUGAACGCGGCAACGAUAAGAGAGCGCGUUGAAAGUGGUUGUGAUGAGACAAUAAGAUUAUUAGGUUCUAGCAUACGUGUAAAAAUGACACUGCCUAUUGCAUUGCGCAGUAGUGAAAGGCUACAGGAGGGGGCAGAGUCGUCUAUAAUCCAUCGCAGUAGAAUUAUCUGAAUCUAUAGGCCUAUCUAAACUCGGAGUUGUAAGCGUAUUUAGAAUUAGUUCUCUCCUACUAGGACUGAGAUUGAGGAUUUUGAGGAUCCAAGGCAUCAGGAUGAUUAAUGCUUCUAUCGAGAAUAUACAGCUACAAUCAGAACAUGAACGUGAUGCAGACGAAGUGUUACGUAGACACGGUAAGCUGACUGACGGACGUAGACGGAACACGGACCUGACAGUUCUGCUUGUUGGUGCCUCAACCGUCAAUCCGCCUUAUGUACAUGCGGCACGAGUCGUUGAUGGACCACGGUGUUACAUCAAUACCUACAUGUCUGAUAAUUGGUGUGUUCAUCGAAUACCUCGACAUGAUAAGUUUGCUCCUUUGACGGGCCUUACAGUGAGAGAGACGCGUAAUCGCAUGGUAACCUGUUGCCCGCGCACCAUGGUCGGUUUGGUGUGUGGUACGGACGCUAUUUUGUGCGAUCACCCUUUUCGGACAGCGAACAUGCACAGUUUGUACUCGUUGCGUGGCAUUAACGCGAAUACCCGGACACCGGUCCGUUCUAGAGCGGCAGAACAAUGCGGCAAACUGUCAGCAUACUGGACAAUGGAAAUUCCAGUCAAUACCGCAGACCACCACUGUACAGUAAACGAACUCGCAUCAAAUGGCUCGGGGUACAGGUAUGGUUGUAAAGGUUUGUCAUUUGCCCUCUGAAACUUGUGCCUGGAGCUGAAUCCCUGGUAUAUCUCAACUUAAUGGUAUCGCUUGGACGGAUUUCAUCAAUGAAAGUAGAUUCGACUGGAAGACAACAAUGGUUGACAAUAAUGUUCGAU